UCGAACGAAGCGGUACGCCUGCGCGCACGUUUUCCCACUGUCAGCUACCAAAUUGAAAACAGUUGUCAAACUGCAAACAAAAGUGCACAAAAGUUGGCAAGUUUUGUGAACAAAUCAAAGAUCAAGACAAGUUAUACAUAAAUAUAUAUUGUUAUAUUUAUGAAAGAUAUCUGUAUAUAGACUAUAUGCACUUAUGAAAGACAACAGCGCAGACGCGAGAACGGCAAAUAUAAAAAUAAAGGAGAAAUAAAAAUAAAAAAGCAUAAAAAUUCCUCAGAUCGUUCGGUGUGCGGCGCACAACGUGAAUGUUGCGGACGGUCAAGCGAACAAAAAGCCCUGAAAAAUAAAAUAAAAAUAAAAAAUAACAAAAUAAAAUCAAGCAAAGGUGCGAGACAAGAAAUUAAAUUGAUAAACCUAAAAGCAAAAGCAAGCGCAACAACAACAACAACAACGAACCCUUGACCGUGCCUAGUCGCAGAGCCUUGGCAGGACUUGGUGCCCAGUGACUGGGACUUGGACUUGGACUUGGACUUGUCGCGCUGCUGUGGCAAUUAUCAAGCGCAGUGCAUCAGGCUGGGAAUGCCAAACCGCUGUAGACAAGUCGCAUAUACGUGUGUGUAUGUGUGUGUGUGUGUUACGCGCGCGCUCGUGUUUGUGUGUGUGUGCGCGCCUUUGCUUAUGUGUGUGGUAAAUAGCUCAAAGCCACGAAAUUGCUUUUAUCGGCGCGCCAAAAUCGCCAAUUGGAAAAAUUGAAAAAAAAAACAACCAACCAAACAAAACAACAACAAGAAAAAACUGUUAAGCUAGUUGACCAGAAACAGCUUUUAGGCCCUUUAGUCAAGGUAAAAACUUAAACUAAAAACAAAAACAACAACCGCAUCGCGUGGAGGCCGCGAUAAACUCCAAAAACUGCGGACCAGAGAGCGAGGAAAUUGCUAAAAUAUUACCCGAAAGGCAUAUUCGCUAUGUGCAUACAUGUGCAGCGGCCCACAGAUACAGACAACAACAACAACAACAAUAACAAUAACAACUGCGACGGCACUGCAAAAUGUAUAAUAAAAAAUUACAACAAGUGAUCGUGCAGAAAAUAGAUCGAUAAACCGACCAAAAAAAAAAAUAGAAAAUAAAGCAACAGAAUUGAGGCAGCAAAAAAUAAAUAAAGCGGCGUUGGGCACGUUUUUUUUUUUGCUGUUUCAAUUUCAAUUGUGGAAAUCGUAGAAAAAUCGCCAAAACGUACUAAACCAACCGGUCAGAGCAGCGCCAGAGCGAGCGAGCGAGACAGGUAGAGAAAGAGAGAGAGGGAGAGACGGCUCGCCAAUAGAACUAGCUGGAGCAAAAGGACUAGACCCACAGACCCGAUAAAGCCCUGGGAUCAGGCGCAAUAUUUAUUAAACAAAGCCAGAAAUUAAUUUCACGACUUUCGUCGGACGACGACGACGACGACGACGCCGACGAGCUGCAUCUGAGUUUCAUCUGGUUAAAGCGUGCGCAACGCCCUGCAUGCCGCAGCCCAAACUCCAGCCAUCAGCCGGCUUCUUUAUGCGCAGCUUGAAACUGCACUCAGUUUGAGCGGGCCACAGAGAGAGGGAGACAGACAGAGCGAGAGAGAGAGAGAGGUAGAGGGAGAGCAGCAGUUCGGUGACUGCAGCAGCAAAAUGUACGACAUCAAGCGCCUGGAAGCCGGACAACAGCAGCUACAACAACAACAAAUACAACAACAACAACCACAACUACAACAACAACCAACACUUGGCCAUAGUCUAAACGAUCGCCUGAACGGCUCUGCGCCGCUUCAGCUCACCUGCAGCGUUAUAACGCCCACGCCGCUCGCUGCAACGACGCCGAAGAGUCACUGCAGCAGCAGCCACAGCAGCAGCAGCAGCAGCCCCAUUGAAGCCACACACAUGACGCUGUUGACGCUGCGCCGUCGCCGGGCGUUCCAGCGUCGCGCCUGCCUGCUCAGCAUACUGGCCGCCUUUGUCUUUGGCAUGGCGCUGGGCGUCAUCGUGCCCAUGCUCGGACUGCCCGACUACUUUGCCAAUGACAGCAGCAGCAGCGGGAGCAGCGGCAGCGAUGAGUCAGCGUCUGCCACGCUUAAACUCAGCGAGGAGCCGCCCAGCAACAACUACGAACGACCGCCGCUGCCGUACAGCGUGUCCUUCAUACGCGAGGAGGCCGAGCAGCUGGCCAGUGUGGAGCUGAGCGCGGAGCAGGUCUUCCGCAAUGCCUUCCAUCUGGAGCAGGACAAGAAUGCGCCCGACUCGAUGAUAGUCAAGAAACUGGACACCAACGAUGGCAGCAUCAAGGAGUUCCAUGUGCAGCGCACCGCCAACGGACGCUAUCGCAAGGGACCCGAGCGUCGCCUGACCAAGACCCAGCCGCAGCCGGAGCGCAGCAAAUCCCAAGCCAAGUCCCAGCAGCAGCAGCCACAAGCUGGCGAGCUGCAAACGGCGGGCAUCAUUGAGUCGGACAUCUACUGGGGCGAGCUGGUGGAGCGUGCGCUGCCGCAGGGCUUUGCUGCCGCGGAUCAGCACAGCUGGGAGCGCUAUGUGGCCGGCCAGGGUCAGGUGGUGCGGCUGGAGCACGGCUGCGGCCGCAUGCAGAAUCGCCUGGUCGUGUUCGCCGAUGGGACGCGGGCCUGUGCACGCUAUCGCCAGAACACGGAUCAGAUCCAGGGCGAGAUAUUUAGCUACUAUCUGGGCCAAUUGCUGAACAUUAGCAAUCUGGCGCCCAGCGCAGCGACAGUCAUUGACACCACGACGCCGAGCUGGUCAACGGCAUUGGGCGACAUCACCCAGGCGCAGUGGAAGGAGCACAGGCCGGUGGUGUUAACGCGUUGGCUGGCCGAUUUGGAGCCAGCCGGCAUACCGCAACCGUUUCAGCCACUGGAGCGGCAUCUCAACAAGUACGAUGUCUGGAAUAUAACGCAGCAAAUGCAGCGGGAGACGGCAGAUGAUGGUACGAUUCAGUCGCGCGGAUUACUCAAGCGGCUGGAGCCUGCCAGCGGCCAAACGGGCGCUCAUCAAUCACGCACGCUUGAGGAGAACGCCACAGAGUUGUCCUCUGCUGCCACAGUCGCAGUCGCAGCCGCAUCCUCGACAGCGUCAACGUCGUCAGCGUCGUCGUCGUCGUCGACGCUGGUGCAGCGACUAAUUGAAUUGGCACAAUGGUCCGAUUUAAUCGUCUUCGAUUACCUGAUCGCGAACCUCGAUCGUGUCGUUAAUAACUUGUACAACUUUCAAUGGAAUGCCGACAUUAUGGCUGCGCCGGCUCACAAUCUGGCACGGCAGAGCGAUACGCAGCUGCUCGUGUUUCUGGACAACGAAUCGGGCCUACUCCAUGGCUAUCGUCUGCUCAAGAAGUAUGAGGCCUAUCACAGUCUGCUAUUGGACAAUCUGUGCAUCUUUCGACGACCCACCAUUGAGGCGCUGCAGCGUUUGCGUGUGGAGGGCGCGGGUCGCCAACUGCGCGAUCUUUUUGAGCGCACAACCAGCCCGAAUGUGCGUGAUGUGCUGCCCUCUCUGCCGGAUAAAUCAAUCAAGAUUCUGGCGGAACGCAUCGAUCGCGUGCUGGCCCAGGUACACAAGUGCAGCGACAGCAACAAGAGCAGCUAAUGAAACGAACGAUAACGAAUCCAACUACACACAUAUAUAUAUAUAUAUAUAUAUAUAUCUAUAUAUAAAUAUAUAUGCAUUAACAUAUAUAUAUAGAUCAUAUAUAUUUCUCGACUGAUAAGCUGUAAAUAUCGUUAAACUAAAUGUUCGCCUUGUUAAACAGACACACACAUGUUUAUUUUAAUCUAAGUGAUUUAACUUAAUCAAAUGCCAAAUGUUCACAACUGGCCCGGCUCAAUUAGUCAAUAGAGAGAACAGCUUAACAAUUUCCAUAUAAAUCGGUGGGCCAAGUACGAGUAUUAGCAGGACAUCAGAUCAAUAUCUAAAGCGAGUAUUAAGCAUUAACUUUCGCUAUUAAGCAUCUAGCAUUAAUAAUUGUUUUAUUUUUAAUUUUCCACUUCGUAUUUAGUUUGAGAUACAUUUGUUGUGAUAUUUUGUUUAAGCAUUUAGUGAAAACUAAUUUCUAAUCUAUAAGUAGAUAUCAUUUUUUGUAUAAUUUAUGGGCCAUUUUC
Drosophila montana is the source of this 4126-nucleotide messenger RNA. It is a transcript of the gene fj, whose product is annotated as four-jointed. Bases 1656 to 3614 code for a protein of 652 amino acids. The record is from RefSeq and is a predicted model, not a curated record. The transcript has a single exon. NCBI's taxonomy places the organism in Eukaryota, Metazoa, Arthropoda, Insecta, Diptera, Drosophilidae. Gene Ontology annotation, biological process: cell-cell signaling.